Molecule: messenger RNA, 2892 nt
Organism: Oreochromis aureus
Lineage: Eukaryota; Metazoa; Chordata; Actinopteri; Cichliformes; Cichlidae
Gene: slc5a10
Product: solute carrier family 5 member 10
Exons: 15
Coding region: 253-2166 (637 amino acids)
Biological process (GO): transmembrane transport
Cellular component (GO): plasma membrane
Molecular function (GO): D-glucose:sodium symporter activity
Source: RefSeq, a predicted model, not a curated record
CUUGAGAUGUUUUGGUAGCAGACCAGUCAGCUCGCAGGCGAGGGCCAGGUGUGUGUGUUUGACGGCGUGAGUGCGUUGGAUGGGAAGUGAGCAUUUAAAGGCAAGGGUUUGCAGAUUUUUAGGGUGUGUAUCAUCUUCUUCUCGAGUUUAUGGUGUUUGCAAAGUUCCAGUGUCAGAUGAGAAUCUAACCGCAGAGGCGGACAGGUGUGUGUGGCCGCAGGGAACCUUUCGACAGUGCCGCGAACGCUCAGGAUGUCUAACUCCACAAUCAGCUUCUACGCCCUGUCGCAGUCUUUCAGCUUCUCAGACAUCAUUGUCAUUGCGACCUACUUUCUUCUCAACCUCGCUGUUGGCAUCUGGUCCUCAUGCAGGGUGAGCAGAAACACACUGAGUGGAUAUUUCUUGGCUGGGCGGGACAUGGCCUGGUGGCCGAUUGGAUCGUCUCUCUUUGCCAGUUCAGAGGGCUCGGGUCUGUUCAUCGGUCUGGCGGGGACGGGAGCUGCCGGAGGCAUCGCUGUCACCGGCUUUGAAUGGAAUGCCACCUAUGUGUUGCUGGCUCUAGCCUGGGUAUUUGUGCCUGUCUACAUCUCCUCAGGGAUCGUGACCAUGCCAGAGUAUCUGGGACGCCGUUUUGGAGGAGAGAGGAUCAGAACCUACCUGGCUGUCCUCUCGCUGAUGUUGUCCGUCUUCACAAAGAUUUCAACUGACCUGUACUCUGGAGCCUUGUUUGUUCAGGUGUGUCUGGGAUGGAACCUGUACCUGUCUACUGUCCUCAUGCUGGUGGUCACUGCGCUCUACACCAUUGCAGGUGGUCUUGCUGCUGUCAUUUACACAGACACCCUCCAGACGUUUAUCAUGCUCGUUGGUGCAAUUAUCCUGACAGUUACUGCUUUCAAUGAGAUUGGUGGCUACAGCAAGCUGGCCGAGCGGUACAGCAGAGCGAUACCCAGUAAAAUUAUUCCCAACAGUACCUGCCACCUGCCACGGCAGGACGCCAUGCACCUGUUCAGAGACGCCGUCACCGGAGACCUUCCCUGGCCCGGGAUGACUCUGGGGCUCACCAUACUGGCCACAUGGUACUGGUGCACUGACCAGGUUAUCGUACAAAGGUCCCUAUCUGCUAAGAACAUGAGUCAUGUGAAAGGAGCCUCCAUCUUUGCCGCCUAUCUAAAGAUGCUGCCCUUUAUCUUCAUCGUCCUCCCUGGCAUGAUCAGUCGAGCUCUCUACCCCGACUCUGUAGGCUGUGUGGAUCCAGAGGAGUGUGUGCGAGUGUGUGGAGCUGAGGUUGGAUGCUCCAACAUCGCUUUCCCCAAACUGGUCAUUGAACUCAUGCCAAGCGGCCUGCGGGGACUCAUGAUAGCUGUGAUGAUGGCCGCUCUGAUGUCUUCGCUGACCUCCAUCUUCAACAGCAGCUCCACGCUCUUUACCAUGGACAUUUGGAAGAAGCACCGGCCACGAGCCUCUGAGAGGGAGCUGCUGCUGGUUGGCAGGAUUGUGACCGUGAUUUUGGUGGUGGUGAGCGUGGUCUGGAUCCCCAUCCUCCAGUCAGCCAACAGCGGGCAGCUGUACGUUUACAUCCAGUCGGUGACGAGCUACCUCGCUCCACCCGUCACUGCCGUCUUCACUCUGGCCAUCUUCUGGAAGAGGACCAAUGAGCAGGGCGCCUUCUGGGGGCUGAUGGUGGGUUUGGUGGUCGGCGUGUGCAGGAUGGUGCUGGAGUUUGCCUUCCCUCCUCCCAGAUGUGGCGUUGAGGAUUCGGCACCUGCGGUGCUACGUGGUGUCCACUACCUCCACUUCGCCAUUCUGCUCUGCGGGCUCACGGCAAUUGUGGUUGCCGUUGUAUCGCUGCUUACACCACCGCCCACCCACGAACAGGUGUGUAACCUGACCUGGUGGACAAUAACUGAAGAGCCAAAAAGAGACAUUCCUCUGCAAAAAGUGUCCUCCAUCAGCCACCGUAGCUCCCAGGACUCUGAGCCAACACGGCGGGUGACGACAUGUGGUCAGAGGGCGGGAUUGUGUAUCUCAGCAGUACGGCGAUCAGAGGAGACUCCAGCUCCCAGAGUCCCCAGCAUUCGAGAGAGCGUUUUGUGGUCGAGGUUCUGCUGUUUCAACGCUCUCCUGCUGGUCAGCAUUAACAUUUUUCUCUAUGCAUACUUUGCCUGAGGUGAGGUCAGAUUUAACAUCUGGCCUCAGCUGAACUGUAGUCCCUCCAACACGAGCUGGAAAGUGAUUCCUCUAGAUCCAAGAAUGUGAAGAAACAAACAGAUUUUUGCUCAGAUUUCACUCGAAUCAUUAAGAAAUCGACUCACAGUGUAAAGCCGGUAGAUGCCGGUGGACAGCACAGCACACAUCUCCAUUAAAACAGAUAAAUUUAGAUUAUAAUCAUUAUAACAAUAAUGGGCAAAUGCCAGAAAAAAAUCUGCCGUGGAAAUAAAACGUUGAAGUGUGUGGAUUAUAACAAACCAACAUAAAUAAAAGGGCAUCAAACAUCACCUUUAAUUUAAAGCUUCACAAUAUGCAGUGAGAGCACAUCAGUGUGGUUUAGGCUCUGCAUGUGACAUAAUAUCGUUGCCUAGAAACGACAUGCUCAGUGUUGAUUAUUUAGUUAUGUUUAGAGCUUUGUGUGAAUGUUUGCACUAAAUGUUCUUUUGAUUUAUCAUUUUAUUUACAUGAUUUAUGAAUUUUAAUCAGAAUUUCUCACACAUGACCUAAAGCUGUUAUAUUGAAGUCUUUACCAAUGGAAGCAAUAGAACAGUGAGUGUAGCUCCAAAUGCAUCCCAAUGAAAAAUAAUGAGAAAUUUUAUGUUCAUUUUAUCAGUACUAAUAUUUCCAUGUGGUCCUGUAAUCUUUUUUCCAGGUGAUAUCAUGAUGUGUGCAUAAAAAGAUAAA